CACACACACACCCCCGGAGGUGGUCUCUUCCGGAGUUUGCUGGCCCUGCAGCAAAUGAUUUCCUCCACGGACGGAGGACGCCAGAUUGUCCCUCAUCCCUGUCGGCUUUUCAGGAGCUUGCGGUGCUGAGAAUGAGCGGGGAAGGCGAGAACCCGGCCAGCAAGCCCACGCCAGUGCAGGACGUGCAGGGCGACGGGCGCUGGAUGUCUCUGCACCAUCGAUUUGUGGCGGACAGCAAAGACAAGGAACCCGAAGUCGUCUUUAUCGGGGACUCCUUGGUUCAGCUAAUGCACCAGUGUGAGAUCUGGCGGGAACUCUUCUCACCUCUGCACGCACUUAACUUUGGCAUUGGUGGUGACAGCACACAGCAUGUACUCUGGCGGCUUGAGAAUGGGGAGCUGGAACAUAUCCGGCCCAAGAUCGUGGUGGUCUGGGUGGGCACCAACAACCAUAGCCACACAGCAGAACAAGUGACAGGUGGCAUCAAAGCCAUCGUACAACUGGUGAACAAGCUGCAGCCCCAGGCACGGGUGGUUGUGCUGGGCCUGCUUCCAAGAGGCCAGCAUCCCAACCCACUUCGGGAGAAAAACCGCCAGGUAAACGAGCUGGUUCGGGCAGCCUUAGCUGGCUACCCCCGAGCCCACUUCCUAGAUGCAGACCCUGGCUUUGUGCACUCCGACGGCACCAUUAGUCACCAUGACAUGUAUGACUACCUCCACCUGAGCCGCUUGGGGUACACACCUGUCUGCCGGGCCCUGCACUCCUUACUUCUUCGUCUCCUGGCCCAAGAUCAGGGCCAAGGUAUCCCUCUGCCGGAGACAACACCCUAAGCCUCUUCCUUUGACAUUAAAUGCUCCUCCUCCUA
Messenger RNA from Grammomys surdaster, 865 nucleotides. RefSeq names its product platelet activating factor acetylhydrolase 1b catalytic subunit 3 (gene Pafah1b3). The transcript has 6 exons. Lineage: Eukaryota; Metazoa; Chordata; Mammalia; Rodentia; Muridae. The record is from RefSeq and is a predicted model, not a curated record. The coding region runs from base 132 to 830 and encodes 232 amino acids.